Molecule: messenger RNA, 1358 nt
Organism: Saccostrea cuccullata (small rock oyster)
Lineage: Eukaryota; Metazoa; Mollusca; Bivalvia; Ostreida; Ostreidae
Product: large neutral amino acids transporter small subunit 1-like
Exons: 9
Coding region: 84-1343 (419 amino acids)
Biological process (GO): amino acid transmembrane transport
Cellular component (GO): membrane
Molecular function (GO): L-amino acid transmembrane transporter activity
Source: RefSeq, a predicted model, not a curated record
UCUUUUGUCACAGAAGGCGAAAAAGGAUUCUUGUGGAAAGCACGUUGUUCUGUUCUGUUUUUCAGAAUUAGGAUUGGACAGCUAUGAGUUCUUCAAAGAAAUCUGAUGAAUCGAUCGACGAAAAAAUUGAAAAAGUGAUCAUCAAGCGACAGAUCACAUUGUUACAAGGCGUAGCCAUUAUUGUAGGAAUCAUAAUUGGCUCUGGUAUUUUUGUGUCUCCAGUGGGAAUAUUGAAAGAAACCAAGUCUGUAGGCUUUUCCUUGGUAAUGUGGGUUGUGUGCGGUAUUUACAAUACCCUCUGUGCGAUAUGUUAUGCAGAGUUAGGAACUACCAUUCCAGAAUCGGGUGGAGAGUAUGUCUACAUCAAAAGAGCGUUUGGAGACAUACCUGCAUUUAUCUGUCUAUGGAUAAACUUUCUGCUUAUAUGUCCAGUUGGUAUUGCUGCCUCAGCAUUGAUAUUUUCCCUCUACAUCCUCAAACCCAUGUUUCCAGACUGUGAAAUACCAGAAGAGGCCUUGGCAUUGCUGGCUGCUUGUAUAUUUUGUCUGUUAAUUGCAGUGAACUGUCGUAAUGUAAAAUGGGCAGCCAAAGUUCAAGUAGUCAUCACUUUAAGCAAGCUGAUAGCUCUUGCUAUUAUCAUUGUCAUUGGAAUGUACUACAUCAUUGGAAAGGGAGAAACAGAAAAUUUUGAGAAUGCAUUUGAGGGUAGUGACUACAGUGCUGGAGCGAUUGCGAUUUCAUUUUAUUCAGGAUUUUGGGCCUAUAGUGGAUGGAGUUACUUGAAUUUCUUGGUCGGAGAACUAGUUGAUCCUAACAGAAAUUUACCGCGAGCCAUCCUUAUUUCCAUGACUUUAGUGAUUGUGACGUAUUUAAUAGCCAACGUAGCCUAUCUGGGAGUCCUGAGUCCAGUAGAAAUGCUCAAAUCACCAGCUGUCGCUGUGACUUUUGGGGAAAGGACAAUGGGUGUUAUGGCUUGGUUGAUGCCAGUAUUAAUAGCAGUGUCUGUUAGUGGUACUAUGAAUGGUACUGCUUUGAGUAUGUCCAGGUUGUUUUUUGUGGGAGCCCAGAAUAAACAGUUUCCUACAUUUAUGUCAAUGAUUGACGUGAAAAGGAUGACACCUUCACCCUCCCUGCUUGUCAUUCUUCUUUUGACGAUGCUAUAUGUCUCGUCCAAAGAUAUCUUUUUUCUGAUCGAGAUGGAGGGAUUUGGAUUUGCUUCUGUCCUGACCAUGGUGUUUGCAGGACAGAUUUAUAUGAGGUAUAGGGAGCCUGAUAUUCCCAGACCAAUCAGGGUAAGGUCAUCCACAACCAAAGGAAUUCAUAGUACAGUUAAACUCCUUUAGUACGAACACGGAUAU